AUGCUGCUGCGGGGGGGGGGGCACAGCUACCAGACGGCAGAGCAACAGACCCCCCCCCCCGCAAACGCCGCGGUCCCUCUGCGGGCGAAGCAGGCGGGGAGCAGGCGGGGAGGCGGCGGGGGGCCCCGUCCUCGAAGCCGAGACAAAGCAGGGGACCCCCCCCCCGCGCCCGCGCAUCGGAGAGGGAACAGAGCGGCGAGCCUGGACCCCCCCCCGGCCUCACCCCGCCAGACGCGCCGGCAGCGCCCUCGUCUCCCUCCCGGCAGCGGCGCCUCCUGGCUCUUCCGCCUUCCUGCCUGGGCUCCGCAAGGCGGGCGGGCGGGCGGGCGGAGACGCGGAGCCAGGCCAGCCCCGCCGCCGCCGCCGCCGCCUCCUCACGUGCUGCGCGCGCCGCUCUGCGCGGCUCUUGGCCCCCUUCUCCGCCCUUCCUUCCUUCCUUCCUUCGGAUUCUCCUCCCCGACGGCUCCGCCGCUCUCUGCCGCAGGCGCGCCAGGCCCCCCUUCCCACGCCCCUUCUCCCUGCGAGAGACGAGGGCCGGCCGGCGGGGGAAAGCGCCCCGGGGACUCGGCCUGCCGGGCGGCGGGGCCUCGUUCUGCCUCGGAACUCCCUCCGCCAGGAGGGAAGCGGGGACGGGGCCAGCGCCAGCCGCCCCCUCGGGCCGCGGAUCCCGACCCCCGGAAGGACAGCAGAUCUUCCAGCCGGCCGGCGCCCUUUUAG
This is a messenger RNA of Podarcis raffonei (Aeolian wall lizard), 717 nucleotides long. Its product is annotated as translation initiation factor IF-2-like. Lineage: Eukaryota; Metazoa; Chordata; Lepidosauria; Squamata; Lacertidae. The transcript has a single exon. The coding region runs from base 1 to 717 and encodes 238 amino acids. The record is from RefSeq and is a predicted model, not a curated record.